Messenger RNA from Melitaea cinxia (Glanville fritillary), 5099 nucleotides. It is a transcript of the gene plx, whose product is annotated as TBC1 domain family member 1. Bases 808 to 5034 code for a protein of 1408 amino acids. The transcript is spliced from 23 exons. The record is from RefSeq and is a predicted model, not a curated record. NCBI's taxonomy places the organism in Eukaryota, Metazoa, Arthropoda, Insecta, Lepidoptera, Nymphalidae.
UAUUAAAAGGAGUUCUUGAUACAUCAAUGUCAUCGACAAAUAGUAAUUAAUUAAAAAGCGAUCAACAUUAAUGCCAAGUUUGUGACGUACGAAGAUGUCUUCAGUGUGGUCGCCACUAUCACACGCGACAGUUGUGUAUCGCGUCUCUCAAAUAUCUAACGCGGAGUUUUGGCUUGGAACUUUAUUAAUACUAAUCGCCUGUGAAAUGGACUUACUAUAUUUCCAUAUAUUAAAUCAUUUCGACAUGGACUUAUUUUCUUUAUAAACACUAAUUAAGAUAACUCGGAAUCAAUUUAUUAAUAAUACAACGCGGACUGUGCGUUAUGUUAUGGGUUUUGUUACGGAGUUAGGAAGAGAUAUACAUAAAAACAGUAUGAAAUAGUAUUGCUGUCUCUUUUUUCUUAUGUCUGCAGUGUGGAUUGUCGAUGAGACCAAUUGUACGUGUGUAUGUAAACAGAAAACAUCUGAUUGUGUUCCAAUUUCAAAUUGAAACAGUUCAGUUUCAUUUUAGUGUUGGAAAACUGAUAUAGCGAGUUAUGAUAUUCGAUUUUUAAAAUUGUAAUUGGAUUAAAAGAAUUAUAUUAGAAAAAAAAAACAUUUAAAUAAAGAAUAUUUUUUAGCGUAUUUAGAGUGUGUUAAUUGAAUCAGAUUCAAACAUAGUAUGAAUAAUCAAUUUUGAGACUUUUACAAACAAUUUUAUUACAAUGUGUUUUUUAUAGUGAGACGUAAAUAAUUCGUGAUACUAGUGACAUUGUUUGCUAAAUUGCGUAUUGUUUGAGGAUUUGUUCGACUUUGCAAAGCGGAGAGAUGCAUCCGAAUAGACCUUUAUUCGGAUCCCACUCCGAUACAUCGGCUAUAAAUAUGAAACAGUUGGUGACAGAUCUCUUCACUCAGAUGCGGGAGCCUUCCCCAGGGGCUCCAAGCCCCAAGGGAUCAACCGGGUCACUGAAUGUCACCAGAAAUGCAGGGUUUCAACAGCAGAAUGGCGCUGAACAUCUACCUUGGAGUAACCCUGCGAUGUCCCUGUCUGGGAACUGUAGUUCAAAUUUGACCAAUGAAACAUCAGGGCUGGUUCGUACAGUGAGCAACGCCUCUGCUCUGACGUCAUUGUGUGCUGAUCUCUCGCCAUCUGACUCUCACUUUUUUGAGGUUCUGUAUAUUGGAAAAGUACGAAUCUCCCAAAGAAAGGUUCCAGAAUCAUUAAUAGAUGACGCUUUAAAUAAAUUCGCCCAGCAUGAAGCUGAGAAGAUCAAAAAUAGCAGACGACACAGCUUAUUGUCUUCCUCUCGGGCUUCCCAAGAUAGCACCGAUUCGGACCUAAAAAAUUCACCCGAACAUGCAAUAGAACAAUUUGGACGUAACAAUUUAAUACCAAGCACAACACCAUUAGAACCAGACAAGAACAUCGCUUGGAAGAGCGCUGAAAACUUACAGAAAGCAGAAAACAAUGAAAUCGAUAAAGAAUUCGAUGUUUUUACUAAAGAGCGUGUUGAAAAGAAUUGUAAGCAAUACGUGCCUUUAGAACCUACAGUAUUAGUGAUUAACGUGCCGAAAAACAACUUGGGCACUGUUACGGAAAAUGAGGAAAGACACGAUGAUAUAACAGAAAGUCCUAAUAUAAACCAAAUAAUAAAUAGUACUGAUUCUAAAGAUUUAACAAAUGUUAGCAAAAACCAUUGUAAAGGAACAGACGUAAAUAACCAAACAGGAGUCGAUCCGUUGCUUCAUGUACCGGUCGAAGUAAAAAGCAAUGUCAAAACAUGUGAAGUUAAACUAAAUAAAAAAAAAGUAGAAAACGAAAAUAAAAUUUUUGGAGAGAUAAAUAGAAAGCCUAAUAAUGUUGAUGAGGAAAGGAAUAAUUUAGUGACUGAAAAUAAACCUUAUUUAAGAGAUCGAUCUGCGUCUAUUGGUACUUUAAAUUUGAAGACGCCGCUAGCUCAUUUGAUUGGAGAGCAGAAUAGAACAAUGCUAUUUCAGGUUGGUCGCUCAGAGCUACGUCUUAUAAGUCCAGAUAGGAAGCAAAUAUUAUUACACCGUGCCUUCAAAGAUGUGGCCAGCUGUGUUCUUGGUAGGAUAAAUAAGGAGCAUUUUGGUUUCGUCUGUAGGGAGACCAAUGAUUAUGCUUGCUAUGUAUUUAAGUGUGAGAGUGAUUCUGUCGCUACUGAAGUCGUUAAUGCAAUAAAGCAAGCUUUCGUAGCGCAUGCUGAUCUUUUAAAGAAGUCUAGAGACAAAUCUCCAAAUAUGACAUGUGAACAUUGUCCUAUGUUAUGGUAUCAUAGACUAUGCCAUGAUAUUGAAGGUUUGAAUGAGAAGAAAAUACACGCGUUCAUACUCCGACGCAUAGAACAGCUUCCUGAUGAUGAACAGGAACUAAUCAUAACGAAGUACCAAGGAGGCACUAAUCAUAUGUAUGAGGUUAGUGAACACAAUGCUUUCCUAAUGAUGCUCCUACGUGCUCACUGUGAAGCGAAGCAACUACGCCAUGUCCAUGACACUGCGGAAAAUAGAUCAGAAUUUUUGAACCAAUACCUAGGUGGUAGCACUAUAUUCAUGAAAGCUAAAAGAUCUCUGUCCAGUGGUUUUGAUCACCUUCUUAAGCGAAGGCUGAGUAAAGAUGACGUACAUAAAAAGGAGACAUCCCCAAUACAAUCACCAAGUGUGAUAGAAACGCCAACAGAUCCAAAUAACUCAGAUCUCUUGACACCAACUGAUACAAACCGCUGUAAAUCAUUAUCACCGAAUAACGCAAUGGACCAACCCUCAUCCCCAAAAUCAAACAACGUGUCCUUCGACGAUGGAGUAGAAGACAAUAAAGAGGAGACAUCAGUCAACUCGCCUAUGAUGGAUAUUUUUCUAAAAGUAAGCGACUCGCGAGCUACCGCCAACGAAAGUGGAAAUGAAUCAGACGCGACAUGGCGUCAAGCUAUAUAUGAAAAAGUCGUACAACCUGGCAAAGAUGAAGGUGACCUACAACAGACUAAUCUCCUAGGACACCCAGUGUCGCCUCCUGGUAAGAGAACAAAGGAACAACUACGUCAGCUGUGGAAGAUGGCGAUAGACCAAACUAUAUUACUUGUUAGGAUGGAGAAAGAAAACGCUAAGUUAAAAGAAAAAGAAGAGUCGUCAGCGGUGAGACGAAUAAAGUUGGAAUACACUGAACUUGGAACCUGUGAUACUGGAGCAACUUGUAUGUGGGAUUCCUUGCUAGCUAGAGAUUCAUCCCAUCCCAUCGCUAAAGUGGAUAGGCAUAUGCUGAAACAAGCAGUAAGACAAGGCAUCCCCCGCACGUCUCGAGGUGGCGUGUGGUACUUCCUGGCGGAGCAGGCGGCGCUCGCGGGCGCGCCGCCCGACGCGCGCGCCUUCCCGCUCUACCACACGCCCUACCGCGCGCUGCUGGCCGGCCUCACCAAGCACCAGCACGCCAUACUGAUCGACCUGGGACGUACAUUCCCUAAGCACUCCUACUUCGCAUCGGCCCUUGGACCGGGACAACUUGCGCUGUACAACAUACUGAAGGCGUAUUCCCUUUUAGACCCCGACGUGGGCUACUGCCAAGGACUGAGUUUUGUGGCUGGAGUCUUAUUGUUACAUAUGGAUGAAGCUGAAGCGUUCACUCUUUUAAGACAUUUGAUGUUCAGAAGAGGUAUCAGGAAGCAAUACCUGCCGGAUAUGAGCGCUUUACAAGUUCAACUGUACCAACUGUCCCGCCUACUCCGAGAUCACGAGCCAGAGCUCCACGCUAAACUGGAAUCUCUGGACAUAUCUCCAGCUCUAUACGCAGCGCCUUGGAUGCUGACACUCUUCACCAGCCAGUUCCCCCUGGGCUUCGUUGUCAGGGUAUUUGACCUUAUCUUCCUGGAAUCAUUCGAAGUGGUAUUCUCAGUAUCGUUGGCCCUUUUAUCCGCUCAUAGGGACGGUCUGAUGAUGUGUGAGAGUUGUGAGGAAGCAGCAGAGUACUUGAAACACAAAUUACCAGAUAUGGACAAGGCAAUAUAUGAAAAAGUUAUGAAAACGGUCUCAAAACUCGAUAUAAGUCGUCAGUUAACAGAAUACGCAGUAGAAUACAGCGUGUUAAGAGAAGAAAUGCCAAGAUUAGCAACUCUGACUGAACAGAAUAGACAUUUACAAGAAGAUGUCAAUAAAAUGAGCGCUGAACUUGAUUCUGCAAUGGACGCAAUUGAGAACUACCAAAAAACUCAAACCCGUCUCGAAACCCAAAACAAAAUGAUGGAGCAACACCUGACUCUACUCAGUCGCUACAUAUCCGCCCACCACAAACAGGAUCUACCGAAUGAAAUCAAGAAAAUCGUCCAAAACUACAGCAAGAAACUAUCUUUUGGAUCCAAGAUCAUAACCAAAUUGACCUCAAAUGAUACAGACGAUGAUUUCAGAAAGAACUUCAAGCAAGGCAUGAGCACGCCAAAUCUUUUCUCCAAGAUUACAAAUGAGGAUGUCUUAAAUGCUAUCAAUAAGGAAAGGAAUAUAGAAGAUAGGAAACAAUUCCUAAUGAAGAAAUCCCAAUCAGUACAUUCUGGAUUAAUAUCAAACAAGCAUUUCCCACUUAAGGUUCUAGAAGAGAAAACCGAAGAAGUCCCAAGAAGAGACAGUCUAAGAAUAGAUAAUCUAGCAAACGAUAAUAUAAGAAAUUUGGGCAGGAAAACGUCUGGAUUUUUCGCGAAUACCCACGAACAGAUACGACAGGAAAGGCUAUUUGAGCAGCAAUUGAAACACGAUUUUGAUGAAAAUCUAAAGAAAUUGGACGAAAAAUUGACCAAAUCAUUAACUCCCAAGUCGUAUUUGGAUGAUUUGGCCAUAUUUCAGAGUAAAAAGAGCAUGUCUCUCAAUUUAAAUGCUAAUAAUGUACAAGAUAAGGUUAAUGAUAGCGGUUUUGUGACUCCGCUAUCGCCUAAUGAUAGUUUUAAAAAAGAUAAUAUAACUAUAUCUCAUCCGCUCAGCGGUUGUGAUGUGGAUAUAAAAUUUGAUGGGCAGUUAACAAAGUUGAAGCAAAUACGACCAUUGAAAAGUAACAACUAAAAAUACUAAAUAAUAAAUUUAGAAGUAUUGAAUAAUAUUUGUCCAACUUUCAAAGUUCAAAACCA